UCAGCGAAUGUGUGUGUGUGUGUGUAGCCUUUGUAUGUGUGUGUGUGUGUGUGUUUGUUCGGUCAUUGUGAUCCCCGGAGAUCUCCAAGCUGAAGUAACUCGGUAAUUUGUGGGAGAACGGGAGAUUCCUGCGCUCACCGAGUGGAUCAUGGUGAUGACGUCAGGCGACGGCGGUGGCGGCGGGUCUGCGUGCACCGGGACAGGUGUGUUACCUGUGGCUGCAUACUGCUGGAUCUCCAACAUGCCCAUUAAAAUGAACUGCAUUUCCUGAAUGCGUUUUUAAUAUGAUUACCUAUUUAUUUGCGGCUACUGACGCCUUCGACUUUUAGUCUAUUGAUUGAUCGCGAGCAGUUCGUGACGCUUUGCAAACGCGUGAAGACACGCAAAAAAAAACCACUCCCUGAGCACUGGAUGUCAAGCGCGCUUUUGGAGAGGAGAAAAUCACGUUUAUUCGGUGUGACGCAUCACCGGGACCGGACUGCAGCAUGUGCGAGACGGUGAUGGCCGUUUCUCAGCUGGACACCGAGUCCCACGCACCGGAGAACGGAUUUGUGACCCCCGAAACUAGUAAAUCUCCGGGGCUGCUCUCGCAGACUGACGGCGGCGUUUUACCGAGUGUGGGUGGAUUUGGGAAGUAUCAGAAACAGCUGAUCGUUUUAACGUGGAUCCCGGCCAUUUUUAUAGGCUUCAGCCAGUUUUCUGACAAUUUUCUCCUGACUAAUCCGUGUCCUGAGCCGCAUAAUAACAGCAGCCAGCUCCUGACUGUUGCUCCGACCGCCGUUAGCACCGUGUUUACCGGUGUAAAUACCGAGGCGGCAUCGCAAUGCAACUGCACGCCGUCCAGCUAUAAACUGCAAAACGGAUUAGAGCAAAAUAUUGUCACCAAGUGGAACCUGGUCUGUGACUCUGCCUGGAAAAUUCACAUCGCCAAGUUUUCUCUGUUGGUGGGCUCCAUCUUUGGAUAUUUGGUGUUGGGAGUUCUGGCAGAUUGGUUUGGCAGGCACCCGGUCUUGAUCCUAUCGGUGGUUUUCCUGCUAGUUUUCGGCAUGACGGUGGCUUUCUCUGUCAACCUCCCGAUGUUCGGCACACUGCGCUUCUUUGAGGGAUUUUGCUUGGCUGGAAUCACAUUGUCUCUCUAUGUACUGAGGAUCGAGCUCUGUCUGCCAGGAUGGCGUUUCUCCAUCACUAUGGUGGCCAACUUCAUGAUGCUGGCCGGUCAGCUGCUCAUGCCUGGACUGGCAGCUCUGUGCCGUGAUUGGCAGAUUUUGCAGGCAGUGAUAGUCUGCCCUCUAUUACUCAUGCUGUCCUACAUCUGGGCUUUUCCCGAGUCUCUGCGAUGGCUGCUGGCGACUCAACAGUACAGUCGAUCCAAAUGGAUCAUGGAGCGAAUCUCCAAGAAAAACAACAUAAACCUGCAGGAGGACGCGGAGGAGCUCAUGACAGAGCUAAACGGAGCCCUGCAGAAACAGCCCAAGAAGACCUGCAUUGUGAAGAUGGUUGGCACCAGGAACCUGUGGAAGAAUAUAGUAGUGCUCUGCGUCAACUCGUUAACAGGUUACGGCAUACACCACUGCUUUGCACGCAGUAUGAUGGAAAAGAAGACUGUUGGCUUUGUGGAAAAGCUCCAUGAUUUUUAUGCGGAGUACUACGUGAUGGCGGUCAUCGCGGUGGCGUCGUGUGUGUUUCUGUGUCCCGCUGUGGCGCUGAUGGGACGGCGUGGAGGACUGCUAAUGUUCAUGAUCAUCACUGCGCUAGCAUCUCUGCUUCAGCUUGGACUACUAAACUUGUUGGGGAAGUACGGAGAUCAUCUGAGUCUUGUACACUCUGAUGAGCUGAACGACAAAUUUUCCGUGGCUUUCUCCAUCAUUGGCAUGUUCUCCUCCCACGCCGUCAGCAACCUAAGCAUCUUCUUUUGUGCUGAAAUCACUCCUUCGGUUAUUAGGGGUGGUGGACUGGGCCUGGUGUUGGCCAGUGCUGGUUUUGGCAUGCUGACAUCCCCAAUCAUGGAGCUCCAUAACCAGAAAGGCUAUUUCCUGCAUCACAUCAUUUUCGCCUGCUGCACUCUGAUCUGCAUCAUCUGCAUCCUGCUCUUGCCGGAAACCAGAAAUCAACCGCUACCGGAAACACUGUCAGAUGGAGAAAGCUACACUCGGCAACCGUUACUCCCACCUCGAAAGCCAGGAGAGCAGCGUCUUCUGCUGACCAAAUCUGAGAGUCGGGAAUACGCAAGAGUUGGAGAUACUCCUCUCCACGAAGCGGCGGCCACUGUGGUUUCCACUAUGGACUCCACUGCUUCAUCUGCCGUCGAUAUACACAUGCUUAUAGACGCCCCCAUCCAGCAAGAACCGGCUCAGGUGCAACUGCUAAGCAUGGAGACUUUGACUUCAUCCCAAGGGCAAGACGAACUCAAGCAAAGCGUUGAAGAGCAUCCCAAAUCUGUUCUCGGCACCAUCCCCAACACCUCCACACCACUCGCUGUUAACUCCAUCCCCAAAUCUAAGCGACCAGAAUCUCCACCUCAUGACGUCUUGGCUGUUUUGUCUUCUGCAGUUGAGGACGCUUCGUUGAUCAUCCAUCCUGUUCCCACAGGACUUCCUUCGAUUCUAGACUCGGUCGUUCCUCCUGCUGCUGUAGGAUCUCCAUUGGAAGUUGGUAAUGAAGUAGACUCUAUAGAGUCCAAGCGACCAGAAUCUCCACCUGAUGACGUCCUAGCUGUUUUGUCUUCUCCAAUUGAGGACACUUCGUUGACCAUCCAUCCGGUUCCUUCUGAACUUCCUUCGACUCUGGACACAGUCAUUCCUGCAACAGUAGGAUCUCCAUUGGAAGUAAAUAACGAAGAAGACUCUACUGAUUCAGUUUCACCCCCUAUAGACCUUCCCCUCUGCGCAUUGACCCAGUCCAACAACCCAUCAUCAAUUGGACAAUCGCCAAAUCUUUUAAAUGACAUCCCUCCCUCUUCCUCAAUAGACUCCCACACUCAUCCAGUGUCCGAAAUCUUACCCCCUUCCCCAACUGAACUCUCAAUGCUAGACCCGUCUAGUCAAAUGAACGCAGCUCCACCCAUAGAUUCUGGCACCCCAUUGUUACAGUUAGACGCUCCUCCUGAGCUGAACUCUAUUGAAUCUGCUCCACCUUCAUUAAGUAAUGGUAGUACUAGUCUCCUUGCAGCUCACGCCACAAGCACUGACUCUGACUCUGUUACAGAAUCCGGCAACCCGCUCAUGGUGAACUCCACCGUUUCCUCACCUAUUGACUCAGGUUUACCUUCGGACGUUGAUAUACCGAAUACUGCCAAUGGGGGAACGUCUUCAUGACGGAAACAUUGUUGGUGCACAGGCAUACUUGCUAUUCCGACUGCGUGAUAUCAAAAUUAAAGGGAUUGUACACGCAAGAAUUCAAUUUCUCUCAUUGAUUACGCACUCGAAUGUCAUUCCAAACCUGAGAUCUUCAUUCAUAUUUGAAUUGAAUUGGGUUGAAGAUGUUUUCAAUCAGGGGUGCCCCUUCCCUGUUUCUAAAAACUGAUUGAAUGUUUCAGGACCCUUGCUGUCUUUGGAGGGUCGGAGAGCUCCAGGAUUUCAUCUAAAAUGGCUUAAUUUGCAUUUCUAAAGACGAACCCAGAUUUUAUUGAUUUGGAUCAGCAUGAGGGUGCAUAAUGAAUGAUAAUUAUUGUCAUUUUUGUGUGAACUAACCCUUUAAAAGGGAAUUGGGGGGGCUCACGUCAGUCAUUAUUAGUGGUAUUUUUCGUUCCUGCAGCCAUGACGCAUUAUGGCGAAGCAAGGAAAAGCUAUGAAAGGAUUCGACUGAAAGGGAACAACCAUAAACAGGAGCGUCUGUGAACUCAAACAGCCUUCUUACUUACUGUGGUGCCAGUAUCUGCUUCUUUUUUUGGGGGCAGCUAGAUCUUAAAAAUCAUCAACGGUGGCGACUUCCCACUCGCGUUACUCUGGAAGUCUGUGUGAUCUAGUGAUUAGCUUGCUCAGAUCUGCUUGUCUGAUUAGUAAUUAACAGCUAGAUUGGUCAGAUGUGAUUGUUAAUUUUCUCUGAAUCCUGUGAUCAAGUCUAAAAACGAAAACGACAUCUGUGAAGUCAAGCGUCAAAGGGAAUCUCUCUCUCUCUCUCUCGAAAUAAUAAACUGUACAUUUUAUUCUGGGAAUGUUUGCCGAUGUGUCUUGAUGCCGCUAUAAAUUAGGUGUCAAAUAAACACUUAAUUUCUGUAUUCAUAAUGUAUGAAAAAAAGAAAAACCACAGAAAACAUCGAUAUUCCUGUGAAGUACUACACAAGUGCUGCUCGAGCUGGUAUUUGUGUGGUAUGUUUUUUUAAGCUAAUCACUAGAUUCCUUAAGGAAAAAAUGAUAGUUUGAGGAAUACAGAUGAUACUCUGUUGUUGUGUAACACUGUCUAUGUGACCCACAAUACCAACACAGGCUUAUGGUGGAUACGUACCCCUGUUUAUAUUUCUGGAGAACGCUAAUUAUGUAGUCAGAGGUACGUCUGGCUGCAGUUUGUCUUUAAAAUGAACUCUACGGGGUAUUAUGACAAUGCCAACAGCUUCGGUUCCUUUCUGCAUUACUAGCUGACCAAUUAAUUCUGUACAGAUGGCUAUAUCGAUGUUACCAGUUUGCGCAGUGGCUCGCCUUGUAUAUCGGCAGACUUGAGUUGAAGGCGAAAACAUGGUUCAAGUCUGGCAAAGAACGGUUCCAGAAACCAGGUAAACAAGUAUUAAAUAAACCACAGGCUCGGAAAUGUGGUGAAAUCACACAGCGACGACUGCUUUUCUUUUUCUAGAUUGCGUUUGAAAACACUAU
Messenger RNA from Danio rerio (zebrafish), 4805 nucleotides. RefSeq names its product solute carrier family 22 member 23a (gene slc22a23a). Gene Ontology annotation, molecular function: transmembrane transporter activity. Gene Ontology annotation, biological process: transmembrane transport. The record is from RefSeq and is marked validated. Lineage: Eukaryota; Metazoa; Chordata; Actinopteri; Cypriniformes; Danionidae. Gene Ontology annotation, cellular component: membrane.